AUGGGAGCUCCGUCCCUAACAGAUCUAGACCAAAUUGGCGCGCAAGUACUAUCGAGCGACAAAUCGUUCCACCUAGGUCCAUUCCUUGUGGCCACUUUUGUGGACACGCUUUUUUGUGGGAUUUUAUUAAUGCAGUAUGGAGCAUAUGUGUCACUGGGGAAAAACGACACCAGGUUAUUGAAGUGGAUGGUUGUCUAUGUACUAACGCUCAAUAUUGCAAGUACCAUUCUUACGUGGACAUGGAUCUACGACCUCUUCGUAUAUAACUUUGGUUCCUAUGGGUUGUUCCUGUCGAUCAAAUAUCUGUCCUGGUUUUACGUGCUAGAUUCCAUGAUGGUGAUUGUCGUACAAGCAUUUUUUGGGCUGAGAGCAUGGAAGCUAACAGGCAGAAGCUGGAUAGUCGGCAUUCUGCUCGUAAGCCUCAUGCUUGGCGCGCUUGGAGGAGGGAUUGGUAUCAAGGCCCUUUUCACUCAACUUGGCUCAACCCUUUUUGCAAAGGACGUGCGAAUUCCAGCGUAUAUAUGCCUUUUUUGCACUGUAGCCGCAGAUAUAACAAUCACGGCGAUUAUACUACAUUACCUAAUGACCAACCAUACAGGCGUUCAAAUGACUGACCACAUGUUAGCUCGUUUAGCCCGAGUGACGUUUUCUUCCCAGCUUCCCCCGACCUUGAUAGCAAUAGCACUCGCCAUUGAAUAUACCAUCAAGUAUGACAGUUUUAUCGCAAUCCCGUUUAUAUGCGUCCAGGGAAAGGUGUAUGGGAUUAGUUUGUUACAUACUCUCAAUGUCCGAGAAACUUGGCGCCGACCCAAAACAACUACAUACACAAAUACCACAGAUAUUGAAUUUCAACGGACCUCUCAGCCCACCAUUUGGAGGGCGAACCCUGCACGUACCAACCUGGAGUCAUGUCACGAUAUACAACUCGAACAACAGGUAGAUAAUAAACAACGGCCAACUGGGAAAGAUGAUACGGACAGCGGGCACACGAUGUCUGACUGGAGAGCCAAACCCGUGUUUCUGAUGAAAAGGGAGGAAGUUCUAUCAGCCCAUAGUGUGAUUUCUGAGUUUUGCGAGAAGCGCAAAACGGAGCCCGGUGGCGGCUUCGCCGCUAGACGGGGUGACGGACCUUGGAAAUGGAAAGUUCAGAUGUCUUGGUUUUUUGUCAUUAACUCCAUAACUGUGAUGGCAGUACAGUCAUUUUACGGAUUCCGAGCUUGGAAAGUAAUGAAAUCGAAUCGCCUUUUUGCGGCUCUCAUGAUCAUUCUCGGCCUUGCGGCCUGUGCUGGAGGAAUAGGCUCCAAGGUUAUAUUUGCACACUACGAUAAUAUCGUAUACGCGAGUAAGCUAAAAAUUACGGCAUACAUCUGCCUCUCUUGCACUCUUGCAGUAGACCUCUUGAUCACUGGAACCAUACUCCAAUAUCUUAUGUGCAACCGCACCAUUAACCAACGUACAAACCAUCUGAUGAGCCGGCUAGUGAAGAUAACUUUUGAGUCCCAGCUACCACCAACCCUGGUCGCCGUGGCAUUAUUUUGCGUAUACACUACUAAGAAUGAUAGCUUUUUCAACAUUCCUCUCAUUUUGAUGCAAUGCAAGAUUUAUGGAAUAAGCCUGCUUCACACGCUGAAUGUUCGAGAGUCACUAGCCGAGUCGAACCGGGGGGCGGACGUCACUCCAGAAGGAUGUGCGAUCACAUCUGGCGCCCUUCAACAAUUCGAUCUUGAAAGCCUUACAUUCGCUAAACCGGGGCUGACAACUGUUAUCGAUAGGCUACCCGUUCACCAUCGAGACACUAAACUCUUUCCCCAGGCUGAGCCAGGCCACGAGCAAGGAGCUAAGCGAUGGCAACCUGAUACCGAUGACGAGGGAUCUAGGAGUAUACUAACGGACGACCGGAUGGACGAUCACGAAGUCCAAUCCAAAAGCGUCUUGACGCAAUAA
Rhizoctonia solani is the source of this 1944-nucleotide messenger RNA. RefSeq lists its product as uncharacterized. Bases 1 to 1944 code for a protein of 647 amino acids. Lineage: Eukaryota; Fungi; Basidiomycota; Agaricomycetes; Cantharellales; Ceratobasidiaceae. The transcript has 19 exons. The record is from RefSeq and is a predicted model, not a curated record.